GUCUCACCCAAUUUAUUUUAUUUUCGGCGGGGUGAUAAGUUGGUAGCUUCUAUCCUCCAACCGAAGCUUCCAUCGUCAAUCGGCACCAUCACCAUUUUUCUUUGCCUUCUCUUUAGGGGUUUUCAUGUCGACUCCAAUUCUUCGCGAUAUCAAAGAUAAUUAUUGCCCAUAUAGUAACCCUGUCUACUUUUAAAGCAACUAGUCGCAAUAUAAUAGCUUCCCGUUCACCACGCGCCGAAAAGGUUCACAUCCAUUUUCCGCCGCCAUUUACAUAUCUUCUCAUAAUCGACACGACCGACACUACCACGAUUCAUCGUCUUCUCGAGCCUGUAGCGAUCUCCUCGAUUAACAUCAACAUUUUUAUUCCUUCCCCGAAACCAUCAUAACCAUAAUAAAUUGCUAUUCAAUAUGAUCAGGAUGAGGCAAACUGCAAGACCAGCUCUGAGAAUAGGCGCUAGAUCGUUGCGCCAACUAUCCAUCCGUUCGGAGUCUACGACUCCACCACCUGACAGCCCAACCAGCAGAACUAGGCCUACCAAUGGUACUAGACCUAUCGAAACACGCUGCCCGAGCCGUACUUCCAGUCUAUCCGUUCGAGCUCAUUCCUUCUCCAGCGCCUCCUCCAGCGCCUCAUCCGUAUCGAACGCUCUCCAAGCAGCGUCCAUCUCGACCGAGCAAUAUCACGAACUUGCGAAUAAGUACCUCGAUGUGGUCCAAGCAAAAUACGAAGACAUGCAAGAUCAGGAUGAUUCCAUUGAUGUUGAGUAUAGUUCUGGUGUCAUGAACAUCAAGAUACCGGCGUUAGGUACUUACGUCGUGAACAAGCAACCGCCGAACAAGCAGAUAUGGCUUUCCUCACCGGUCUCGGGUCCUAAGCGAUUCGAUUGGGUACUCUCGAACGAUGGCGAUGGUAAUGAACGCGGCGACUGGAUAUAUCUUCGAGAUGGCACUAAGCUAAGUGAGCUACUCAAGGAAGAGACUGGGGUUGAUAUCGGCGAGACUGUCCAAUGAACGGGUUUUACACGAAUGGAUGGUAGUUGCGAUGGGUGAUGGAGUCGCGGGGCUUCGUGGUUUGUUACCCGAAUAUCAUUAUUCCCCCCUCAGGAGGUACAAUCUGCAUUUACACAGGGAGUUUGAGGAAGGACCUAUACCAUAGGGCGCAUUUUGCAUGGUAGACAAUAGGGUUAUGGACGGAUUGUUGUUAUUAGUACUAUUGGCAUUGUCACUAUACCUCUCCGAUGAUAUUAUACGUUUCAUGCGUUAUGCUUAAUGAAUAACUUUACACAAUUUUACUGACAUCACAUUCAGAAUUCACAUUCAAAGUUUACGAGA
Molecule: messenger RNA, 1332 nt
Organism: Hypoxylon trugodes
Lineage: Eukaryota; Fungi; Ascomycota; Sordariomycetes; Xylariales; Hypoxylaceae
Product: frataxin-like protein
Exons: 2
Coding region: 409-1011 (200 amino acids)
Biological process (GO): intracellular iron ion homeostasis; iron incorporation into metallo-sulfur cluster
Cellular component (GO): mitochondrion
Molecular function (GO): ferroxidase activity; ferrous iron binding; ferric iron binding
Source: RefSeq, a predicted model, not a curated record